UAUAAUACUACCUCACCUUUCAAGUCUCGACCUCUCAAUGUACACCUCUCACUCGUCUAAGGUUUGCAUGAGAAAUCUAACAUUAGAACAUAAUUGCGAUAGAUAUAAGAUUACUUGCAUGGCAGAAACCUCUUUACCGACAUCGACAACAACAAUUUCAUAUACAUAUGUACAUAAAUUCUUUUAUCUAUAAAUUCAAGGUUUUGAUGACCAUAUUAUGAUCAUAUGAUAACUUGAUAGGCUCCUUUAUGCUUCAUUAUGAAAUUCAUGGCACAAAUUCAGUUUCCUAGUCACAUGUCACUUGCGUCUUUGGUUAUGGUUAUUUUGUUUACAACUACUUCUCCAAUAUUUGCUACAAAGGAUUGUAAUUUUCCCGCCAUCUUCAACUUUGGUGCUUCAAACUCGGAUACAGGUGGUCUGGCGGCCGCCUUUGAAGCACCAGGGUUUCCAUUUGGAAUCACUUAUUUUAAUAGAUCAACCGGAAGAUAUUCGGAUGGCCGAAUCAUUCUUGAUUUCAUAGCACAGAACUUCGGACUUCCAUAUCUCAGUGCAUAUCUUAAUUCUUUGGGGUCCAACUUCACACAUGGUGCAAACUUUGCAUCAUUUGCAUCAACAAUCAAAGUUCCUGAUAGUAUUAUACCUCACGGAAAAUUUAGUCCUUUCUGCUUUACAGUUCAAUGCAUUCAGUUCAAAAACUUUAUACUCAAAACAAAACUCAUUAGAGAUCAAGGAGGUGUAUUUUCAACGUUGAUUCCUAAAGAAGAUUAUUUUUCAAAAGCCUUAUACACAUUUGAUAUUGGUCAAAAUGAUCUUACUGCUGUUAUUCUUGGUAAUAUAAAUAUACAACAAGUCAAUGCUACUAUACCUGAUAUAGUAAGCAAAUUCAUUGAGAAUAUCAAAAUCAUAUACAAUUUAGGGGCUAGGUCAUUUUGGAUACACAACACAGGACCAAUUGGAUGUCUUCCUUUAAUUUUAUCUAGUUUUCCAUCCUCUAUAAAAGAUGGAUAUGGUUGUGCAAAGCUAUACAAUGAAGUAUCUCAAUAUUUCAAUUUAAAGUUGAAGGAAGAUUUAACUCAACUUCGCAAUGAUCUCCCUCUUGCUGCAAUCACAUAUGUAGAUACUUACUCUGCUAAGUACUCUCUUUUUCAAAAUCCAAAAAAAUAUGGAUUUGAGUUUCCACUUGUGGCAUGUUGUGGCAAUGGAGGAAAGUACAACUUUAAUAGUCGUGGUAGCUGUGGACAAGUCAUGAAUGGUACACAAAAAGUUAUAGGUUCAUGUUUAAGCCCAUCUACUAGAAUCAUAUGGGAUGGUGUCCAUUACACAGAGGCAGCUAACAAAGUUAUCUUUGAUCAAAUCUCUACCGGAGCUUUUACGGAUCCUCCAAUUCCUCUUAAUAUGUCAUGUUACAGAAAUCCCACGUUCAUGGCACUAUUUGAUUUUCUUAGUCACAUCCCUCUUGGGUCUUUGAUUAUGGUUAUUUUAUGUACAAAUAGUGUUCCAAUAUUUGCCGCAAAGGAUUGUGAUUUUCCUGCAAUCUUCAACUUUGGUGCUUCAAACGCUGAUACGGGUGGUUAUGCUGCUGCCUUUCAAGCACUGCCGUUGCCAUAUGGAGAGACUUAUUUUAAUAGAUCAACCGGAAGAUAUUCGGAUGGUCGAAUCAUUCUUGAUUUUAUAGCACAAAGCUUUCGACUUCCCUAUCUAAGUCCAUAUCUAAAUUCGCUCGAGUCCAACUUCACACACGGUGCAAACUUUGCAACAGCAGGAUCAACAAUCAGAAUUCUUAAUAGUAUUUUUCCUAAAGGAAUAUUUAGUCCAUUUUCCCUUGUAAUUCAAUACAAUCAAUUCAAAGACUUUAUACCCAAAACAGAAUUCAUCAGGGAUCAAGGAGGUGUAUUUGCAACGUUGAUUCCCAAAAAAGAAUAUUUUUCCAAAGCCUUAUACACAUUUGAUAUUGGUCAAAACGAUUUGACGGCUGGAUUUUUUGCUAAUGCGACUAUACAACAAUUCAAUGUUACUAUACCUGAUAUAGUAAACAACUUCAUAGAGAAUAUCAAGAACAUAUACAAUUUAGGAGCUAGAUCGUUUUGGAUACACAACACUGGACCAAUUGGUUGUCUUCCUUUAAUUUUGGCUAAUUUUCCAUUUGCUAUAAAAGAUAGAUAUGGUUGUGCAAAGCAAUACAAUGAAGUAUCUCAGUAUUUCAAUUUAAAGUUGAAGGAAGCCUUAGCCCAACUUCGCAGGGAUCUUCCUCUUGCUGCAAUCACAUAUGUAGAUAUCUACACUCCCAAACUAUCUCUUUUUCAAAAUCCAAAAAAAUAUGGGUUUGAGCUUCCACUUGUGGCAUGUUGUGGCAAUGGAGGAAAGUAUAACUAUGACAUUCGUGCUAGUUGUGGAAAAACCAUAAACAUUAAUGGUACAAAAACAUUUGUUGGUUCAUGUGAAAGACCAUCUACUAGAAUCAUAUGGGAUGGUACCCAUUACACGGAGGCAGCUAACAAAAUUGUAUUUGAUCAAAUUGCUACUGGAACUUUCACAGAUCCUCCCAUUCCCUUAAAUAUGGCAUGCUACAGAAACUCCACUUGAAGUCAAUGAUGACAUUUGUAUAUUAAAAAUAAG
Vicia villosa (hairy vetch) is the source of this 2616-nucleotide messenger RNA. RefSeq lists its product as uncharacterized. The transcript has 10 exons. NCBI's taxonomy places the organism in Eukaryota, Viridiplantae, Streptophyta, Magnoliopsida, Fabales, Fabaceae. The record is from RefSeq and is a predicted model, not a curated record. Gene Ontology annotation, molecular function: hydrolase activity, acting on ester bonds. Bases 259 to 2583 code for a protein of 774 amino acids.